GAAUGUAGACCUGGAAUGUUCUGUGUCACAUCAGCCUCCAACUCCUGUGCCCGCUGUGCUCCCCACACCAUCUGCCCACCAGGGAUGAUUGUCAAACUCCAGGGCACAGCUGAGAGGAACACUGUCUGUGAGCCAGCUCCCCCGGGGAGCCGCCCUGGCUGCAGCACCAGCCCAGAGGACUGCAAGGAACCUGCCAGCACCACCCCUGACGCCGUGUCCAGCCUGACCCCCCCAGGCACCUCCAGUGUCAGGACCACACCCCUCGGAGAGGGCCCAGACCACGCCCCAGAAGAUGCUUCCAAACCGAUGAGGCCUCCCCACUCUCCGUCCUCUGUGGGGAAGCUCAGCCCAGAUCCAGGGCUGUCCCCACAGCGGCCAUGUCCACAGGGGUCCACAGACUGCAGGAAGCAGUGUGGGCUUGACUACUACCUAGACAAGGCUGGCCGCUGCACGGCGUGUGUGAGCUGCUCGCGAGAUGACCUUGUGGAGAAGACACCCUGCACAUGGAACUCCUCCCGUGUAUGUGAAUGUCGACCUGGAAUGUUUUGUGCCACAUCAGCCACCAACUCCUGUGCCCGCUGCAUCACUCGCCCUCUCUGUCCAUCAGGGAUGGUCGGCAAACCCCAGGGUACAGCUUCGAGGGACACCACCUAUGAGCUGCCUCCCUCGGGGACCCACCCUGACUGCCUCACCAGCCCAGAGGACAGUGAGACGCCCUCCAGCAGCACCACCACCCCCGCCCUGAUGUCCCGACUAGACUCCCAGACCAGUAAGAGGCAUGGAGGGAGCCCCACCCAUGCCUGGGAGGACACCUCCACCCCAACCGGGGCUCCCAUUGCUGUCUCUUCCAUGGAAAAGCCUGUUCGGGUUGCAGGACCCGUGCUUUUCUGGGUGACCAUGGUGCUGCUGGUGCUCGUGGUCUCCGGCAACUUCCUCCUGUGCCACUGGAAGGCCUGUAGGAAGGGGAUUCGGCAGAAGCUCCACCUGUGCUUCCCAGGCCAGACCAUCCGGCCCAAGCCGCAGCCUAUGGAUUCCAAGCCUGGGAGGAAGCCCACACCCUGCAGGACCGUGUCGGUGGUAGAGCCAGGCCCAGAAGAGCAGGGAUUGAUGAGCGUCCCGGCUGUGGAGACCUGCCCCAGCAUGGGGACCUCCUGUCUGGAGAGCCUGAGGCUGCUGGAGGCCAGCCCAGUUGAAGGUCCCUCAUCCCCCAGGGACAUCCCUGAGCCCCGGGCCACCACAGAGCACACCAAUAACAAGAUUGAGAAAAUCUACAUUAUGAAGGCUGAUACGGUGAUUGUGGGGACAGUGAAGACCGAGGUGCCUGAGAGCCGGGGCCUGACAAUGCCAGUGGGGCCUGAGUUCGAGGAGGAGCUGGAGGUAGACCAUACCCCCCACUAUCCGGAGCAGGAGACAGAGCAGCCUCUGGGCAGCUACAGGGAUGUCAUGUUCUCAGUGGAAGAGGAAGGGAAGGAGGAGCCCUUGCCCAUAACCGCCUCCGAAAAGUGA
Molecule: messenger RNA, 1506 nt
Organism: Trichechus manatus latirostris (Florida manatee)
Lineage: Eukaryota; Metazoa; Chordata; Mammalia; Sirenia; Trichechidae
Gene: TNFRSF8
Product: TNF receptor superfamily member 8
Exons: 12
Coding region: 16-1506 (496 amino acids)
Biological process (GO): signal transduction
Molecular function (GO): transmembrane signaling receptor activity; protein binding
Source: RefSeq, a predicted model, not a curated record